AUGCUUUCAGCAGACUCAAGAAUAUCUUGUGCUGUCAAGCCGUUCCUCAGCAUCUGCGUCUGCGCCUCUGGCAAAGCUGUAUUCCGCCUUGACUGUGCAGGCAUCACGGAUGUCAUUGCGGGCAAGAUCAGAAGUCUGGUCACUCAGCAACUUCGACAGAUGGUUAGAUCCUAUAGCAUGUUCACACAUGAGGCCAAUGAGGAUCUGCUCCUCCGGCUACACAUCGAAGACCCCAUCGGCCGCAUCUACAAGGCCUUUACUCAUCGGUGCUCCAAGCCACCCAUGGAGUUUGAGUGCCUGCAGGUUUGGGAGUCGCAUGCGCAGUGGCUGCAUGUUCUGAGGGGCCGCCUAUUUGACAAUUCAGAAGUGGCGCGGCAGAGUGCUCAGGAUGUUCGCAUCGGCUCUGCUGGCCAAUCUUCCACUAAAGCUCGGGUGGUGCCAGUACAUAUAGUCACCGAACAGUUUGUUUGCCAUGAAUGCGGUUUCGCAUUUGCUACACAAGCCGCGCUUAAAAGCCACAAGUACAAGAUCCAUUUCGCAGAGAAAGACAAGGAGACCAGACAGGCAGAAAUUCAUAAGCGCAAACAGCAUCCUGCCACAGAACACGCCCGAGAUGGCAUGCCCACCUGCAAGCAUUGUGGACAUCAAUUCGAGUCCUGGCCGGCUUUCGCGUACCAUGUCAAUUCUAGGAGCUGCGCUGAAACAAGAUUCUUCUAUUCUCAGGAGAAUAGCCGAGAUCAGCUGGCCACGCUCCAGGAUGCACUGAUGUCUAGAGACGAGCUGCUGCAAGCAGCCACCUCUCUCAAAUGGCGCGAGAUGGCGGAGCUUCCAGUGGUUAAACAACAUCACAAUCAUUGUUUAGAAUGCCAUCAUUGGUGCGCCUCUCCCAUGUAUGUUAAGCGCCACAUGAAGUCCAAGCAUCCGGAACUGACAGCAAUAGUGCAGGAUGUGACAGCCAAGAUUGUCCAGAGCGAUUUGGCUCUCAAAAGCGUGCCCAUCUCAGUUCAUGCAUCGGACUUCAGAAUGGCAGCAGCGCUGGAGGCAGCGAAGGAGCUGGAGCAGGCGACCAGCGAGCUGGACAUGAUCCGGGCCCUGACCCCAACUUUGCAAGCAGCCCCGCCAGUCCCGGCAACGUCGACGGAGGCGCCGGCGCCGGUCCCAGACCAGUCCAUGGACACCUCGGACAAGUCUGCCACGAGGACCAGACCGGAAGACGCCGACGACAAAAACAAGGACAGGCAGGCCAAGUGGUCGAGACCAGCCAGCAAAGGAAAUCAGCAGGGCCGCGGCAAAGGUCAAUCGCAGAAUUCCUCCAAGUGGGAAAGCUGGUCAAACUGGAAAGACCAGGACAAGAACAAGGGCGACCUGGACCAGCUCAAACAGCAGGUGGAUAUGCUUACGACCUUGGUUCUCCGACAGGAGCACCAGUUGAUGAUCAAUCGGCAAGACACCAGUUACAUCAUUUUUAUCAGGACGGAUGUAACGCCCAGCUUGGCGGUGACGUCAUUCAAUAUUGGUCAGAGCUGGAAGCAGGCCAAAACUUCGAAUCCAGAAAGCCUGAAGCACCCCUUGCGAGUGAUUCUUUUUCAGCGCCUGAUGACGUCCAUGACCGCUGCCCUGGAAACCAUGCUGUCAGAUGCUCAGAAAGUCGAGCAAGCCAAGACCUUGGGCUGGAUUCAAGGGGACCAUUUCACAGGAGUGAAGUGGAAUGCGGAGAAGAAGAUGCACGAGGUGGACACCAAGAUUCCCCCCAUCCCGAUUCCGCAAACCCUGAACCUCAUUCUGGAGGCGACCAAACUGUGCACGGAGCCGUUCGCCAUCAAUCGCUACCACGCAAUGAGGCCCUUGGCGUCGGAGUAUUCGAGUCCUACGUUGACAAUGAUGCUCGAAAUAGGACUUCGAACUGCCGAAGCCAACCGCUUGUGGAGCAUUUUCAACAAUAUCGCUCAGACAUCGGUGUGGCUGGCAGUGGGAGCCUAUUGCCGACACGAGCGGCUACAGAGGUAUUUCGUUCAACAGAGUGGUGGCCUCAAAUUCGCACUAGAGCUCUCAUGGGAGGCCAGACUUCUCAAUGGGGGGGCAGACGAUGACGCUCUUCGAAGGGAUGUCACCAACUCAGAGGUCCUUGUUAUUGAUCCCUACCUUGCAGAUGCCACCCACCGUGGAGAUUCUGUCAUGUUACAACAACUGAUCCAUGCAUGGGAGAAUCAGGCCUACAUUCAUGCGCUGACUGAGCGGCCAUUGAUUCUUGCAAUUUUGAUCGGGCGUUUCAGCAAUGAUGGUGGACACAUCAGGAAGUAUCAUGGCAAAAUAAUUCCCAAUGUUUUCCUGGAGAUACCUGUGUUUGACACCGAUGGCUUUCAUGCAAAGCGCUACGAGCUGAAUUCUUUUGUUGCCCACAGCGGCAGCACGCCCUUCGCUGGCCAUUACACUGCUGUUUUUCGACAUGGUUCUACAUACCUGAAAGCUGAUGAUGACGGGCUAAUGCUUGCGGACUAUUUGCUUUGGGUCUACGGUCUAAACCUGUCCCAAGUUUCGCUGGCAAAGAACCACACGCACUUUGCAGCGAGGAAAGUGAAAGUGAAAGUUGCAGAGGUACUCAUGAAAUUGGGGACAGGGAAGUACCACGCAGCCGCCACAAUUGGCACCGUGCAGCCUAUCGCAAUGAUGGCACCGGCAUCCUUCAACCCCUCCUUGCUCAGCAGCUACGGGCGGUGUCUUGAUGACCCAACUUUGCGGGCCAAGAACUACACCAAGCCGAACAUUCUCAUCUCGGGCCCCACAGGAAGCGGAAAGACUUAUCUGGUGAGGACCAUGGCAAAGAUGCUCGGAGUACCAUUUGCAAAAGCAGACGCCACAAAGUUUUCUGAAACUGGCAUCGUCGGUGAAGAUGCGGAGGAUGUUGUGCGGCAAUUAGUGGAUGCAGCUGGAGGAAGCUCAGAGGUGGCUCAGUAUGGCAUGGUGUAUAUUGACGAGGUUGACAAAAUCUGUGGAGGCAGUGGCGGCACUGCCAGAGGCGGCUGGAACGGGUCCCAAGUUCAAAGCAACUUCCUGAAGAUCAUGGAAGACACGGAAGUGGGAACCAAGAAUUCCAUGCAAGCCAGUCUUUCGAACAUGUUCGGCGGUGGCCAAGGCGACCAGACGAUCUCUACCAAAUUUGUAUUGUUCAUCUUUAGCGGUGCUUUCAAUGGCAUGAACGAGAUGAUCAAGAACCGCGUGGGUGCCAAGUCUAUGGGCUUCUUCGUUGAAGAUGACCACAAGGAGCAUGACCACGACGCGUCCAAGGCCAUCAGCCUUGGUCCGUCAAAGGAUGACGAAGAGGCACAGAGCUACCUGCACUUGGCCGAGACGAAGGACUUUGUCGAAGCCGGCCUGGAACCAGAAUUCGUCGGGCGCAUCCCUGUUCGCGUGGCUAUCCGUGCCUUGACCAGCAACGACUUGUACAGAAUUCUGACGGAGGCCGAGGAUUCCGUACUCUUUCAGUUUCAGAAUGACUUCCAGGGCUACGGCAUUGAAUUGAAGGCUGAGGAGGCUGCACUUCGGCGUGUGGCGGAGCUCGCGGUGGAGGAAAAGACUGGAGCGCGAGCUCUUGUCACCAUUCUCGAGAAGGUUCUCCGAGGCUUCAAAUUUGAGCUGCCUUCAACCAGCUGCACAGAGCUGACGCUAACAAAAGCCAUGGUGGAUGAUCCAGAAGGUAGCUUGAAAGACCUGCUGUGCUCUCCAUCUGUGGCGCGAGCUUCAGUGGCCCGAUGGCUUGAGACCGUCGAGCGCACGUCCAAAAUUCGUCUAGACAUGCCGGAUGACGUGCGGGAUCGUGUGGUAGAAGAGUGUGCCAAGCAGCGCCAAUCAGCCGACGUAGUGCUCGACGGCAUGCUGCGGCAGACUGGGGUGAUUUCUGGUUUCGAGUCCAUCCGCGAUGCAACAAAAGGGAAGGUGGAUUUCUUCUGUGUCAACCAAGCGAUGAUUGACACGCCUGAGGAGGAGAUGCAGAAGUGGACGAAGGACUUGGAUGCCAUGGCCUGA
This is a messenger RNA of Symbiodinium pilosum, 4023 nucleotides long. Lineage: Eukaryota; Dinophyceae; Suessiales; Symbiodiniaceae. The record is from the annotation of a GenBank genome assembly.